Vicugna pacos (alpaca) is the source of this 2739-nucleotide messenger RNA. RefSeq names its product C2CD2 like (gene C2CD2L). NCBI's taxonomy places the organism in Eukaryota, Metazoa, Chordata, Mammalia, Artiodactyla, Camelidae. The record is from RefSeq and is a predicted model, not a curated record. Gene Ontology annotation, molecular function: phosphatidylinositol binding; phosphatidylinositol transfer activity. Gene Ontology annotation, cellular component: cytoplasmic side of apical plasma membrane. Gene Ontology annotation, biological process: positive regulation of insulin secretion involved in cellular response to glucose stimulus.
GAGGAGCCAGGCGUCCGGGGCCUCCUGGCGUCGCUCUUCGCCUUCAAGUCUUUCCGGGAGAACUGGCAGCGGGCUUGGGUGCGAGCACUGAACGAGCAGGCCUGCAGGGAUGGGAGCUCCAUCCAAAUCGCCUUUGAGGAGGUGCCCCAACUCCCACCCAGAGCCAGCAUCAAUCAUGUGACCUGCGUAGACCAAUCAGAGCACACCAUGGUGCUGCAUUGCCAGCUCUCUGCUGAGGAGAUGAUGUUCCCUGUCUCUGUGACCCAGCAGUCCCCCGCUGCUGUCUCCAUGGAGACCUACCACGUCACUCUGACACUGCCACCAACACAGUUGGAAGUCAACCUGGAGGAAAUCCCUGGUGAAGGCCUGCUUGUAUCCUGGGUCUUCACUGAUCGCCCGGAUCUCAGCCUGAAGGUGCUUCCCAAGCUGCAGGCCAAGGAGAGAGGUGAGGAGCAAGUAGAGCUCUCUACUAUUGAGGACUUGAUCGAGGAUGCCAUAGUCAGCACCCAGCCAGCUAUGAUGGUCAACCUCAGGGCUUGCCCUGCCCCUGGAGGCCUGGUACCUAGUGAGAAGCCACCCACAGUGCCCCAGACCCAGCCAGCCAUCCCCAGACCCACCCGGUUAUUCCUAAGGCAGCUUCGAGCAUCUCAUCUGGGAAGUGAGCUGGAAGGCACUGGGGAAGUGUGCUGUGUAGCUGAGCUCGACAACCCCAUGCAACAGAAGUGGACCAAGCCCAUGAGGGCUGGUCCUGAGGUGGAAUGGAAUGAGGACCUGACACUGGAUUUGGGCCCCCAGAGCCGAGAGCUGACCCUCAAAGUGCUGAGGAGUAGCAGCUGUGGAGAUCCUGAACUCUUAGGCCAGGCCACACUGUCUGUGGGCUCCCCUUCCAGACCACUGUCCCGAAGACAGGUGUGCCUGCUCACCCCUGGGCCAGGGAAAGCCCUAGGGCUGGCAGCCACCAUGGCAGCAGAGCUUCAGUAUGAGGAGGGCUCGCCCCGGAACCUGGGCACUCCCACCUCCUCCACUCCACGCCCCAGCAUCACCCCUACCAAGAAAAUUGAGUUGGACCGGACCAUCAUGCCUGAUGGCACCAUUGUCACCACAGUUACCACCGUCCAGUCCCGGCCCCGGGUAGAUGGCAAAUUAGACUCCCCCUCCCGCUCCCCGUCCAAGGUGGAGGUGACUGAGAAGACGACAACCGUGCUGAGUGAGAGUGGUGGCCCCAGCAGUACCUCCCAUAGCAGCAGCCGGGAGAGCCACCUUUCCAACGGCCUGGACCCUGUAGCAGAGACAGCAAUUCGCCAGCUGACUGAGCCCAGCGGGCGGGCAGCCAAGAAGACACCCACCAAGCGUAGCACACUCAUCAUCUCUGGGGUUUCCAAGGUGCCCAUUGCUCAGGACGAGUUGGCACUAUCCCUGGGCUAUGCGGCAUCCCUGGAAGCCUCAAUGCAGGAUGAGGCAGGGACCAGCGGAGGUCCCUCUUCACCCCCCUCAGACCCACCAGCCAUGUCCCCAGGACCGCUAGAUGCCCUCUCCAGUCCCACGAGUGUCCAGGAAGCAGAUGAGACAACACGUUCGGACAUUUCUGAGAGACCGUCUGUGGAUGACGUUGAGUCGGAAACAGGAUCUACUGGUGCCCUGGAAACACGCAGCCUCAAGGAUCACAAAGUGAGCUUCCUGCGCAGUGGCACAAAGCUCAUCUUCCGCCGGAGGCCUCGUCAGAAGGAAGCUGGUCUGAGCCAAUCACACGAUGACCUCUCCAACACGACAGCCACACCUAGCGUCCGAAAGAAGGCUGGCAGCUUUUCUCGCCGUCUUAUCAAGCGCUUUUCCUUCAAAUCCAAACCCAAGGCCAAUGGCAACCCUAGCCCGCAGCUCUGAGGGCUCUGCUCACCUCCUGAGCUAGGAGAGGGCAGGAGUCCUCUCAGCCCAUUCCCCACACCCUCUUCCUUUCCCCUUCCUGGAUUCCCAAAGGCCUGGGCCAGGGAAGCCCUCUGGGUUCCAGGCAGCCCUGUGCACCCUGGGCUGUGGGGCCAGUUGGAAGGGUAUUUACAACGGGAAGCGUGGGAGAGGUGGACACAGAAGAGGGAGUGGGUGGCUGGGAGCAAGAGGAGGCUCUGUCCUGGCGUAUGUGGGCCUUCCUCAGACCCGUCCGCCUGCUGUUGACACUGGCCCCUCGGAGGAGUGCCAGCGUGCUCGGCUCCUCUCUUAUUUAUUCUCUCUUCUAUUUAUACGUGUGGUCCAGGGCCCUCAGUGGACAGAUGACAGCGGGCAUUCCUCCCGAGUGACCCUUCUUUCCUGACCCAGGAGGGUAGGCAGUUCCCUCUGGGAGGAAGCUCCCACACCUCCCUCAGGUCCCCACUCCGACCAGCACCAGUAUCUGCCUCUGAGGACACUGGCAGCUCACAGAAAGCCGGGCUGGUGCCCGGGCUGGGGGGCAGGUACUCCCCACCUCCCUGCCUCCCCUUCUGCUCCUCACCCCUCCCUCCCCCUUUAUAACCGUUUUUUGUACUUGAUGCCUUCUCCGUGAGCAGUGGCUCUGUUGGAAGGAGGGAGCCAGGAGCCUGGUGGGAAGCCUUCCCCAGAGAGAUGGCUUUAGGGGCUUUAUUUACAGACUGAGUGAUGCUAGAGCAAGAGCAGGGCUGCCCCUCUGUAUGCUGGGAGAUGAUGAUGUCCAUUGCUGUGUGAUGGCUUGGAAUUUAAUUUAUUAAAUUAAAGUCAAAUUGGAGUUUAUAAACU